This is a messenger RNA of Penicillium paradoxum, 1071 nucleotides long. RefSeq names its product guanine nucleotide-binding protein subunit alpha gpaB (gene gpaB). Bases 1 to 1071 code for a protein of 356 amino acids. Gene Ontology annotation, cellular component: heterotrimeric G-protein complex. The transcript is spliced from 6 exons. Gene Ontology annotation, molecular function: GTPase activity; G protein-coupled receptor binding; GTP binding. The record is from RefSeq and is a predicted model, not a curated record. Gene Ontology annotation, biological process: adenylate cyclase-activating G protein-coupled receptor signaling pathway. Lineage: Eukaryota; Fungi; Ascomycota; Eurotiomycetes; Eurotiales; Aspergillaceae.
AUGGGGUCGUGUUUUAGCUCGGAGUCCGCGGGGGACGUGGAGCAGAAGAAGCGAAGCCAAACCAUCGAUCGCAAGCUAGAAGAAGAUUCUAGGCGGCUGCGAAGAGAAUGCAAGAUUCUUCUGUUGGGAUCUGGGGAGAGUGGUAAAUCGACGAUCGUGAAACAGAUGAAGAUCAUCCACCAAAAUGGCUACACCAUGGAAGAGCUUGCGCUAUAUCGAUUGACCAUAUACAAAAAUCUUCUGGACUGCGCCAAAGCUCUCAUCGGAGCAUACCACUAUCUCCAACUCGAACCGACCAGCCAGAAGGUACAAGAAUACAUCGUCUUCCUGGAGGAGUACAACGUUGAUCCGGAUCCCAACACUGCGCUUGAUUCGAAAAUUGGCGAUGCGGUCACAUAUCUCUGGAACGACCCGUGUACAUCAACAGUGUUGGAACAUCAGAAUGAGUUCUAUCUGAUGGACUCGGCACCAUAUUUCUUCGAGGAAGCAAAGCGAAUAACUGCGCCCAACUACGUUCCGGAUGUUUCAGAUGUCCUUCGGGCAAGAACGAAGACCACUGGUAUCUAUGAGACACGGUUCACGAUGGGCCAGUUGAGCAUACACAUGUUCGAUGUGGGCGGCCAGCGCAGUGAGCGAAAGAAAUGGAUCCAUUGCUUCGAAAACGUGACAUCCAUCAUCUUUUGCGUUGCGCUCAGCGAAUAUGAUCAAGUGCUACUUGAAGAAAGUAAUCAGAAUCGAAUGAUGGAAAGUUUAGUUCUCUUCGACUCCGUGGUCAACUCUCGGUGGUUCAUGCGGACAAGUAUCAUCCUUUUCCUGAACAAAGUCGAUCUGUUCCGCUUGAAGCUCCCCCGAUCACCGUUGAGCAACUACUUCCCCGAUUAUUCGGGCGGCAACGAUGUGCACCGUGCCGCCAAGUACCUUUUGUGGCGAUUCAACCAGGUGAAUCGCGCGCACUUGAACCUAUACCCACAUCUCACCCAAGCGACUGAUACCUCGAAUAUCCGUUUGGUCUUUGCAGCAGUUAAAGAGACCAUCCUGCAGAAUGCCCUGAAAGAUUCGGGUAUUCUAUAG